UCCUCCCCCACAACAAUAAUCUCACCACCAUUCCAACCCCAAUCUCCGAUACGAAAAAAAAAAAAAAAAACCCCACCUCCAUCUCCGACCUCAACACGGAUCUAUAUACUCGAGUCAUCUAUUGUAUCGGUUUACGAGUUGGUGUAAGUAGCCAGUUUCCGCAGAGGUUGUUGUGUGUACCUUUCCGUUUAAUGUGACCGAGUUUGAUAGGGCGAAUAUAGCUAGGUCGGAAUCUUGGUAGGUUUGGAAAUGGAUCGGGCGGCGGUGACGGUGGGGCCGGCGAUGGACAUGCCGAUCAUGCACGACAGCGACAGGUACGAUUUCGUGAGGGACAUCGGGUCCGGGAACUUCGGGGUGGCGAGGCUGAUGACGGACAAGCAGACCAAGGAGCUGGUUGCCGUCAAGUAUAUCGAGCGCGGCAACAAGAUUGAUGAAAAUGUUCAAAGAGAGAUUAUUAAUCAUAGGUCGUUGAGGCACCCCAACAUUGUUAGGUUCAAAGAGGUUAUUCUGACUCCUACUCAUCUGGCCAUUGUAAUGGAAUAUGCUUCUGGAGGAGAGCUUUUCGAGCGGAUAUGCAAUUCAGGGCGCUUCAGUGAGGAUGAGGCUCGCUUCUUUUUCCAACAACUUAUAUCUGGGGUCAGUUACUGUCAUGCAAUGCAAGUAUGUCACCGGGACUUGAAGUUGGAAAACACUUUGUUGGAUGGAAGUCCUGCUCCUCGCUUGAAAAUAUGUGAUUUUGGGUACUCAAAAUCUUCAGUGCUUCAUUCACAACCAAAAUCUACAGUUGGAACUCCUGCAUACAUUGCUCCAGAAGUACUAUUGAGGCAAGAGUAUGAUGGAAAGACUGCAGAUGUAUGGUCAUGUGGGGUAACGUUAUAUGUGAUGUUGAUGGGAUCAUAUCCUUUUGAGGAUCCUGAUGAACCAAAAGAUUUCCGGAAGACUAUACAAAGAAUUCUUAAUGUCCAGUAUGCAAUUCCAGAUUCUGUUCCAUUAUCUUGUGAAUGUCUGGAACUGAUAUCAAGAAUUUUCGUCUCAGACCCUACUGCGAGAAUUACAAUUCCUGAAAUAAAGAACCACCCAUGGUUCUUGAAGAAUCUCCCCGCAGAUUUGAUGGAUGAGAUGACAAUGGGCAACCACUUCGAAGAGCCUGAUCAACCGAUGCAGAGCAUUGAUACAAUCAUGCAAAUAAUUGCUGAGGCCACCAUACCAGCAGUUGGAAUCCACAAUCUUAGCCCAUUCAUGAAUGACAGUUUUGACAUGGACGAUGAUAUGGAUGACUUAGAUUCAGAAUCUGAACUAGAUGUUGAUAGCAGUGGGGAAAUAGUGUAUGCUAUUUAAUAAAGGUAUGUGGAUGUAGUCAGAAAGAAAUUCCACAGUUAAGUUUCUUUGUCAAAAACUAGAGAGAAUGUGCAAUGAGUGUAUGGUAGAUUAGCAUAGAUAUUUCAAUAGAAAAAGUACUAUGCUAUUAUCAUAUGCUAGCUCAUUUGGAGUAUCUCACUGUCAUAUAACAUGUAGUUUUAUACCUUUGAUCAUGUGUGGUACUGGAAUUUGAUUUUAAUGCUAUCAGAGGUGAUGUUCUACACACAUGGUGAUCAAUGCAUACCCUUCCUGGCAUUCAUGUUGAACUUC
Molecule: messenger RNA, 1629 nt
Organism: Fragaria vesca subsp. vesca
Lineage: Eukaryota; Viridiplantae; Streptophyta; Magnoliopsida; Rosales; Rosaceae
Product: serine/threonine-protein kinase SRK2I-like
Exons: 9
Coding region: 250-1338 (362 amino acids)
Biological process (GO): intracellular signal transduction; protein phosphorylation
Cellular component (GO): nucleus
Molecular function (GO): ATP binding; protein serine/threonine kinase activity
Source: RefSeq, a predicted model, not a curated record